AUGAUAAAGUCAGUCAAAUCUGUGAAGAAUAAAGAGAUGGGUUAUUUAAAAGCCUCAAAAGGAUUCGGAUACCUUCCCCCUCCAGUUCAAGUUCAGAAUGCAGCAGAACCCUUAAGUUGGAUGAUCCAUCUUCAGACGAAAGCGGUGGAAGCGCUGCUGAAUGUUUAUUUUGUACGGUAUAUUCAUCUUAUUCAUGAUGUUAUCAAGAACAAAAAGGAUGGUGACCAUGGCAAGGAACCAAGAUAA
Molecule: messenger RNA, 246 nt
Organism: Acanthoscelides obtectus
Lineage: Eukaryota; Metazoa; Arthropoda; Insecta; Coleoptera; Chrysomelidae
Source: the annotation of a GenBank genome assembly